Tripterygium wilfordii is the source of this 1706-nucleotide messenger RNA. RefSeq names its product zinc finger BED domain-containing protein RICESLEEPER 2-like. Gene Ontology annotation, molecular function: DNA binding; protein dimerization activity. The record is from RefSeq and is a predicted model, not a curated record. The transcript has 3 exons. Lineage: Eukaryota; Viridiplantae; Streptophyta; Magnoliopsida; Celastrales; Celastraceae. Bases 27 to 1271 code for a protein of 414 amino acids.
ACAUUUCUGAUACUUUGUUUAAAUUCAUGAAGGAAUGGGGUAUCAAGAACAAAAUAUUUACCAUAUCCGUGGAUAAUGCCUCAAAUAAUGAUUUGGCUAUCAAACUCUUGAAGGAAACUUUCUUGAAAAGUAAGAGGUUGCUUUUAGGGGGAGCAUUGUUUCAUGUAAGGUGUGCUGCCCAUAUUCUGAAUCUUAUUGUGCAAGAUGGUCUUCAUAAGUUUGAGUACAUUAUUGAGGAUGUGAAAGAAAGUGUUCGAUACAUCAAUGCAUCUGAAGCGCGCCUUAAAAAAUUUGCAGAAAUUUUACAGCAAAUGCAAAUACGUGUUAGGAAGCUUAUUAUUGAUUGUCCCACUUGUUGGAAUUCAACUUAUGACAUAUUGGUGGCAGCAAUGAAGGUCAAGGAUGCUUUUCCAAUAUUUGCUCAACGUGAAGUAAGGUUUUUGAAUUGUCCAACUCCGGAUGAUUGGAUAAAAGUUGAGAAAGUUCUCAAAAUAUUGGAAGUAUUUUACGAGGCCACACAUAUUAUAUCAGGAAGUGAAUAUCCCACUUCUAAUAAAUUUCUUGCUGUGAUUUGGAGGGUAAAAGAAGUAUUGAACGAGGGUGCAAUUGCUAGUGAUGAUUUUAUUCAAGAAACGGUUACACCAAUGAAAGAAAAGUUUGACAAAUAUUGGGGAGAAUGUAAUUUAUUGAUGGCGAUUGCAGCUGUUUUGGAUCCGAGAUUCAAAAUGAAGCUAAUUGAAUUUUCUUUUCCAUUGAUAUAUCAAAGAGAAGAGGUUGAUGCUAAUCUUGCCAAAGUGAAGAAGAAAUUGAAUGAGCUUUAUUGUGAAUACAAAGCAAUGGUGCAAUCUGAUCAAACUUCUCACUCUAUGACUGAUCAACAUCCUAGUGCUUCUGGUUCUAGUGGCUCUUUAGGUGGAUCAAGUUCAAAUGUAAGCACACAACUUUCAGGUUUGUCAAGAUUUAACCAAUUCAUUAAAUCAGCAGAGACAAUUCAGCCAAUUAAGUCAGAAUUGGAUGUUUACUUGGAGGAUGGAGUCUAUAUAAUUGAUGAAAAUGCAGCUGCUCAUUAUGAUGCCUUAGGUUGGUGGAAGGCUAAUGAGUUGAAGUAUCGAGUGUUAUCAAAAAUGGCAAUUGAUAUACUGGCCAUCCCUAUGAGUACAGUGGCAUCUGAAUCAACAUUUAGUACUAGUGGAAGAGUUCUUGAUCCUUAUCAUUCCAAAUUAUCUGUUGAGACAAUGCAAGUUUUGAUUUGUGGUGGAGAUUGGGUGUGACAACUUCACGGCCUUAAAAAGAAGUCUAAAAUGGAUGAAAGCGAAAUUGUAGAGGUUGUAGUGCCCACUACUAGCUGACAGAUGAAAGAAGGGUUUGGUCUACUAAGGAGUACCUUCAUAAAGGCAAAUAUUAGAGAUGAACAAUUGGCAUGUAUCCUCAAUAGGAAGUUUUGGUUUAAUGUGUCCCUUAUUGAUUCAGUUUUGUAAGAUUAUGUUUGGUGCACGUCUGCACUGGAGUACUUGAUAAUGGGAUUUGCUUCUUUUUUUUUAUGACGAAACUAUGGGAUCUGAUUAUGUUGUAUUGCUGGUAGCAAUUUGCUGCUAGGUAUGAGAUUAUUUUUGCUUGUUGAUUCCUAGAAGUCAGCAUUUUAAUGUAAUUUUUGUGAGAUUAUGUUUUAUUAGGGUUUAUGGGAUGGUUAAAUGCUUGCGAUAACA